Molecule: messenger RNA, 1792 nt
Organism: Alosa alosa (allis shad)
Lineage: Eukaryota; Metazoa; Chordata; Actinopteri; Clupeiformes; Clupeidae
Exons: 13
Coding region: 26-1792 (588 amino acids)
Source: RefSeq, a predicted model, not a curated record
AUAUUUCAAGAUUUCACAUACAAUAAUGUCAUCAAAUGUGCACAACUUUGCGUACAAAUACUGGAUCAUUUCAAACAAAACAAACAGAGGGAGACCAGAGCAAAUAAAAAAUACUGACAGCUACAGUAGAAAGUUAAUGAAAGAAGAAGGUGUUGAAGUGUUGCAACAAUUUGAUGACAUAUGUAUGAAAUCUGAAAAAUGGGCAUCUCUGAGCUUUAAAAAAACUGAGAUAGACGUGGUUCGCCCAAAAUUUUUCAACCAUGUCCUGUACAACUUUCUGAGAUGUGAGAAUGCUGAACUGCCCAAGCUUGAAGAGAAAUAUCAACACAUCUAUCGCAGUAUACAUAUCAGACAAAUUUUUGAUCAUCAAACAAAUAAGGACGAAACUGUGAAACCUGGCUUUCCAAAGGAAAAGAUUGAGUUGUCCUUAAACCUUGAGAUUGAUAAACUCAAAACAACACAUCCGAUUUCAUAUGCCUUUGCAGCAGCAUUGUUUGCUCAAUUCACAGACGCAAAACUUAAUCUUCAGUCCGUUGAUAAGCUUGCAUCAAUUGCAAGGCAAUACUCCACGCAGUGCAUAGAAAUGCCUUGCCUUUCAGACUCCAUGAAAAAGAAGAUUUGCAGUGCAGUGAAAACACUCUUUCAACAAGCAUGUACUCACAAAGCUGUGUCCGCAAUGUGGCUGAUGGGACUGUUUUAUAAACUAGUUCCGCGUGAUGAGAAAUUACCAAUCCAUGGCUCAGGUAAACUGACAUGGAUGUCUGCUGACAAGGCCCAAAGGGAACUUUUAAACAUGGUGCAAACACAUCAUGCACAGCUCCGCCAACAUCUUGUUUUCGCAAAAACUGUGCUCUCCGACAUGUUCUCUGUGGAGACUGGACAAUGUCAGUUACUGCAGCACCUGCACCUUACACCAAGUGAGCUUUUGAGUGGAACCCUGGAUUGGAUACUUAAAUAUCCCAUUCAGGAACUGAAAUCAGUGAUAUGGACUGUUGUUGAUGUCAUGAAGAACUCACUCUCCAGAUCUGAUACCUCAGAGGGUGAGACAAUGGCUUGUCUCAGUCUAACCAUUGCCGUCAUUGAUGUAUUUACUGAUAAGACGACAAUAAAUGAUCCCUCUUCAAGAGCCCUGACAGCACUGAAGCUUCUAAACUCUUUCUCUGGGACUUUGGAGCACUUACAACACAAUAAGGAGCUAAAUCAGAUUAGCAAAGAAGGAAUUCCAAAUGUGGAGAGCAACAUCAAAAGAAGUAUUCAGGAAGCAACCACGCAUAAAGAAUUGCAAACUGAUUUUUGGAAACAGAUAUUUGGGCUCAAAUUACCUGUACCAUGGCAAGAGAACUGGGAGAAAACACUGUGCAGGCUUUUUAUUGAAAAAAUAAAAAAGGCUGGUCCCAAAGACCAAGUGAAUUACUACUGUAACAUCAGUGAUAUUGACUCUGUGAUGGAAGAGUGUCUAUGCCAGUGUGCUGUAGAGUCUGUCAAACACAAGGCAGAGCAUCUUAAACUGAUCGCACAAAGCAGCAAAUAUGGAAAACCAAUGUCUGAGAUGAUCAGUAUCACAUGGAAAAAUCUAAAUGGAAACGUGAUAGACUGGGAGUAUUUCCUCACUAAUCCUCAUUCUCUGGAGCUUCUCCAAAUUCUUGGACUACAUCUAAAGGAUGAACAGUCCUAUGAGCGCAAACUGACUGACCAUGCACAGACACUGGUAAACAAGAUAAAAAAUCUGCUGAGGAACUUGCCUUACACUGGUAAACAAGAUAAAAAAUCUGCUGAGGAACUUGCCUUGUGA